AUGGCGGCGCCGCGCACGCCCGGCGCGUGGCCCGGGCUCACGAGCCCGCGCACGCCCGGCUCCGGCGCGGGCACGUUCGCGCUGCCGGACCACCGCCUCGACCUGAGCGCCGUGCCGUCGAGCAGCCUGAGCAACAUCCGCCUCAUCAGCGGGUCGUCGUCGGGCGACCUCGCCGCCGAGGUCGCCGCGCGGCUCGGCGUGCCCCUGAGCCCGGCGAACGUGAAGCGCUUCAACGACGGCGAGGUGCAGAUCCAGCUCGCGGAGUCCGUCAGAGGCUGCCGCGUCUUCGUCGUCCAGAGCCUCGCGCCGCCGGUCAACGACGCGCUCAUCGAGCUGUUGCUCCUCCUGAGCGCGGCGCGGCGCGCGUCCGCGGAGAGCGUCACCGCCGUCGUGCCCUACUACGCGUACGGCCGGUCGUCGCACCAGCGGAGCCCGUCGGGCCCGCUCGCGGGCGCGGACGUCGCGCGGCUCGUCGAGGAGAUGGGCGCGGACCGCGUGCUUUCGGUAGAUUUGCACAACGCGCAGAUCCAGGGCUUCUUCUCGCCGCGCUGCCCCGUGGACAACGUCUACGCGGCGCCCGCGGCGACGGCCUACUUCCACAGCAAGCGGCUCGACGCGCCGGUGGUCGUGAGCCCGGACGCCGCUGGCGUGCCGCGGGCCAAGCUCUUCGCCGAGGGCCUGGGCCUCUACGGCGACGACGCCGCGUCGGCCAUCGCCGUCGUCGUCGCCGUCGAGAAGCGGCUCACGCUCGUCGGCGACGUUAAGGGCAAGGACUGCGUCAUCGUCGACGACCUGGUCGACAGCGGGUCGACGCUCGUCGGCGCCGCGGACCACCUCCGGGCCGCGGGCGCGCGCCGCGUCUUCGCCUUCGUCACGCACGGCAUCUUCUCGGGAGACGCGCCGGACCGCGUCGAGGCGUCCGCGCUCGAGGAGGUCCUCGUCGCGAACACGAUCCCGCUGCGGCCCGACGUCAAGGCGCGGACGAAGAAGAUCCGCGCCUUGAGCGUGGGCAAGCUCGUCGAGUCGGCGAUCCGCGCCAUCCACGGCGGCGUCUCCGUCUCCGCGCUCUUCGAGACGAACCUCGCGGGCGCGCAAGUGUGCUAA
Molecule: messenger RNA, 1104 nt
Organism: Aureococcus anophagefferens
Lineage: Eukaryota; Pelagophyceae; Pelagomonadales; Pelagomonadaceae
Gene: RPPK
Exons: 1
Coding region: 1-1104 (367 amino acids)
Biological process (GO): purine nucleotide biosynthetic process; 5-phosphoribose 1-diphosphate biosynthetic process
Cellular component (GO): cytoplasm; ribose phosphate diphosphokinase complex
Molecular function (GO): magnesium ion binding; ribose phosphate diphosphokinase activity
Source: RefSeq, a predicted model, not a curated record